AAUUUUGUGCAUUGCAAAUGGCGACUUCUUGUUAUUGUUCAUGGCGUUUUAUGACUUGUCCCUUUAUACUGCCGAUUAUGACAAGUUUUUUAGUGACUAUCAAAACAAAGUGUGUAUUGUGUAUGGAUUAACUAUUUUACAUUCAAUUAAUUGGAUAACACAAGUGUCAAAGUGUCGUGUUAACAGACAAACGUAAGGAUUAAUAAUAAACGGAUGAAGAACGAGUUAGCAAUACCCCGCAAUCCCAAAGUGUCGAUGUGUUAGUUUGUGUAUGUGUGUGUGUAUUAAGAGCAAAAAAAAGAAAAAAAAUUUAUAAAAAAUUGAAAUAUAAUUAUUUAUCAAAAUAUAAAACAAAAAACAAAAAUGAAAUGGGAGAACGAAUAAUUUGAGAGUAUAGCCUGUGGAGUUUGGGACUGUCGGCUUGGGACCAGUGGACAGAUAUUCCAUCAGGGAAAACAAUUAAAUUUAUACCCUGUGACGUCCCCAGGCUCCCCGGGUAGUUAUGUGAUCAAUGAUUGUCAUGGCGGCAGAUAGUGAUGGUGAUCUUAUUGAGACGGUGGUAACCUGUGAAGGUGAUUUAGGUGAUCCAGAAUUUCCACACAAGUUCAAGGUCAUUGUUGAUCGUUUAAAAUAUUUACUAUCAAAAGAAAAAGGUGAAGGAUUAAAAGUAAACAAAGUAGAACCAUGGAAUUCAGUGCGAGUGACAUUUUCAAUACCUCGAGAAGCUGCAUUAAGAUUAAGAGAAUUGGCAAGCGAAGGUUCACCAACACUCACACAACUUGGUAUUUUAUCAGUUCAAGUAGAAGGAGAUCAGGUGAUAUCAUUAAGAAUCGCUGGUCGAUUUGGCGGUGAAGCACAAGAAAUUGUACUUCAUACUGGGCCCACACAAGAGGGUCAAAAAUCAACACGUGAUACAUCAAAUGGUGCAUCAUCAAGUGAUAAUAGUGAUACAAUAGGUCUUGGUAAUCCAGGACCAAGUAAUCCUCUUAAUAGUAUAAUAAAUUCAUCAUUAACAUCACAAUUAUCAACGUCAUCAGAUCAAACAAAUGAUAAAAAUCCGCAAUUUCGUUCACCAAAUGUGGUUGCUCCAACAGACUGUGAUCCAAUACCUUCAUUUUUAACAAAACAAAUUCAACCACAAACAAAUACUUCUGGUAUAUCAAUAAAUCAACAAUCAACAAAUGCAAGAUUUCCAUUUACAAGUAUGGCACAUGCUGCCCAAACAAUUCAUAGUAGAGAAACACAAUCAAGUACUGCUAAAAAUACAGGACAAUUUAAACAUACACAACCACCACCGCCUUAUCCAAGUACAGAAACAUCACAAUCAAUAUUAUCAUCAUCAUCAUCAUCAUCAUCAACAACAACUACAACGACAGCAGCAACAACAAUACAACAAUAUAAAACAUCAAACAAUAUAUCAAUGCCAUCAACAAGCACACCAGUUGGUAAUCAAGUUGCAUUAUCAAGUCCAUUACUUGUUAAUUUAUUACAAAAUGAUGGUGGUAAUACACAUCAAAAUGUAUCUGGCCAAAAAAUGCAACCACCAUCAAUUGUUGAUAAUAAUAUAUUAAAUCGUAUUAAACCAACUAAAAAACCUAAUGCAAGAAGGAAAGAUACAUUAAAUUCAAUUGAUUCACCACCAAAUUUAGAUGCAAUACGUACUGAAGAUUUAAUUGGUGGUACAACAAUACAAUCAGCAUUUGCAACUGUUAAUGUUAAUCAACCUUCAACACUUCCACAAGGAAAUUCACAAGUUCAACAAGUACAAAAAUUCCCAGUUAGAAAUGAAAUAUCAUAUAGACCAAGAGAAUUAUCUGUACAAAAUCAAAGGACGCCAAUAAAUGGACAAACACAAAUUAGAACACAAAAUCAACGUCAACAAAUUUUAAUUCAACAACAGCAACCACAACAGCAGCAGCAACAACAACAACAACAACAGCAACAGCAACAACAAAUAUUAACAUUACAAACGCAAAAUGUUUCACAAUCAAGUUCACAAAUUGUUACAAAUAAUCCUAGUAAUACACAAACAAUUGCAACAACAUUAACUGUUGCACAACAAAGAUUAGGAUAUUUAAAUAAUCAAAGAACUUCAACACCACCGCCUUAUCCUCGACAAGGAACAUCACAAAAUACCCAAUUACCACAACAACAGCAACAGCAGCAGCAAUACCAGCAACAACAACAGCAGCAGCAACAACAACAACAACAACAGCAACAACAAUCACCUACAUUAAAUGUGCAACAACAACUUCAUCAUAAUCAAGUGAAAAAUAUAAAUGUUAAUACAAGCCAGAGUAAUGACUUUCGAUAUGGUCAAAGUCAGAAUAUGCUGAGUAGAAAUUAUCAAGGUUCAUCAACAAGUGCAAAUGGGACCAACUGGAAUCCAAAUAGCAGUAGUAGUAGUAGUAGUAAUAGUAGUAAUAGUUGUAGUAAUAACAGCAGCAGUAGUAGUUCUAUUCCACAAAAAAUGCCCAGUCAAUCCCUUCCAGGUGCCUUUCAACGUACUAAUAAUAAUAUUUUAACAACAAAUACAAUAUCAACAACAACAAUGACAGCAACAACAACAACAACAACAGCAACAUCAUCAUCAUCUUCAUCAACAACAACAAUUGAUAAUAAUUUAUUAUUAUCAAAUAGUUUAUCGAAAAAUGAUAAAACAAUACAAGAUAUUAAAAAAGAAGAAGAAGAAAAACGUGAACCUGAAUAUACAUCAAGAGGUAAAGUGCGUCAAUUUUUAAUAAAUCCAUUGACAGGACAUUUAGAACCAAUGCCAAGUGAAAGUUCUGAUUCAGAGCCAGAAAGUGCUGUUGAUAAUCAGGAUGAUUUUUUUUCAUUUCCCUCGCCGUCCAAUGAUCGAUCAAACUCAAUAUUCUCAGACGAUGAUGCCGACAGUAAUAUCUCAAGGCGUAAUGACACAACAAAUACCGAUCAAUCAGAUUCGGAAACAACAGGAAAAUCGACGGGCAGCGAGGGAAGCUUAAAGCAUAGAAAUAUUAAAACAUCAAGAGAUAGUCCAAUGCCUGGUGAAAAAAUUAAAUUACGUUUAAAAUUAGAAAAAUCAGAGCCAAUACCAUCAGCAUACAAAGUUGAUGUUUCAUUUGUAAAUACACCACAAAUUAGAAAAGCUGAUAAAACAAUUAAUAAAAUUUUUACACAACAAAUUAGUGGUAGUGGUGGUGUUACUGCAGGUAUUGGUGGUACUGGUGCUAGUAGUGGUUUUGUUGGUGGUAAUAGUGAUGGUGGUAAUAAUAAUAAUAGUAAUAUUGGUGGUGGUAAUUGUAGUGCAAGUGGUAUUACAACAACUGGUAUGACAACAAUUGGUGGUAAUAAUAGUGGUGGUGGUGGUAGUGGUGGUGAUGAACCAAGAGUACCACCACUUCAUAUAUCAUUAAGAGGUAGAAAUGCAUCAGUUGUACAUAUUAGAAAAAAAGAAAAGAAAAAUAUAAGAGAUGAUGAUGUUAAUCCAGCAAAUCCGGGAAAUAUAAAAAGACGUGGAAAAUUGAAAAAAAUAAAAGAAAUAACUGAUGGUAAUAAAUUAUUACAAAAGAAAACAAUUAAUAUGAUUGUUGCUAGUUCAACAACAAGUAAAAAUUUACUUGUUAAUUCAAUUGUUAAUAGUGCAAGUGGUGGUGGUGGUGGUAACAGUAAUAGUAGUAGUAGUUCUAGUAGUUCUAGUAGUAGCAGCAGCAGUAGCAGUAGUAGUUCUAGUAGCAGUAGUAGCAGUAGUAGUAGUUCUAGUAGUAGUAGUAGCAGCAGUGGUAGUAAUAGUGGAAAAAUUCAUAAUUCAACCCAAGGAAUUGUGAGUAAAUCAAAUGCCUUAAAACAAGAAAAUACAGUGGUAGAUGGAACAAGAUUAGGUAUUGUAAUGAAACCAUCAUCAAGUAAACCAAGUGAUGUUGAUGAUAUUCCAUUGAAUAGUAGAAUACCUUCGCCUUUAAAACAACAAAAGUCUGGAACAAUAUCACAGAUACCAAAUAGCCAAGUAGUAACAUCUUUAAUACAAAAACAACCACCAGUUGAGACUGAAAUACAAAAUCAUAUAAACGAGCAUAAAAUUGGUGGAGGUAAAACGAAAAGAAGAGAUUCAAAAAAGAAAUCAGAAUCAGGUGAAGGUAUGCAUCGUGAACAAAAUUUAUUGUCUGGUGGUAGAAUUUUAGACAAUCAAAUUAAAUGGAGAAAGUUGGGUUAUAAAGGUGAACCAGUUCAACCAAUUAAAAAAUCCGAAUCACAUUCAAAUGAUUCAAGUAUAUUAAAUAAAAAAGUUGAAGUACGUCGUACAAGUGAUAGUGAUAUUGGUAAAUCAACAACAUUAGAAAAAUCUAAUACAAUAAAUACAUCAACAUCAUCGUCAUCAUCAUCAUUACGUGUUACCGAAGUAAAUGGUGUACGUAAAGAUAUAUUAAAUCAAGAAAAACGUCGUAGAUUGAGUUUAGUAGAUGAAAAAGAUUUUCACUCAACAGAAUCUCAAAAUACAGAUACAACAACACUACAACAAUCAACAACUGGUAUAACAAUAAAUUCAAAUACUUGUGAUAAUGAAAAUACAACAACAACAACACCACCAAUAACAACAAUUAAAAAAUCAUUAUCAUUAGUUAAUCAAAUAUCUGUUAAAACUGAUAAUAAAUUAACAAUUCAAAAUAUAAAUGAAUUAUCAUCAAAAAAUAUACAAAUAAUAAAUAAAUUAAUUCCAAUUAAAACUAAAAUUGAUAAUGAUGGAAAAACAACAAUAAUAACAACAACAAAAGCUCAAGUUUUGCAAAAAAUUAAAAAUAAUAAUUUGCCUAAGACUGAAAUUUUAAAACAUAAAAUUGAUAAUUCAAGCCAUAAUAAAAAAAUUGUACAAAAUCAUGAUAUUAAAACAGUAGUUGAUAGAACAACAAAUAUAACAACAAAAAAUGAACAAAAAACCGAUAAUAAUAUGUUAAAAACAUCAGUACAAAAUUUACCAAUAUCAAGUUCAAUUGAUAGUAAUAAAAAAACACGUGUAGAUACAUUAAUUUCAAAUAAAGAUUGUAAUUUAACGAGUGAUGAAAAAAGUGAAAAUAUAAGUGAUAUUGUUGGUGUAAAACAUACAUGUGUUAAAUUAAUUGAAACAAUUGGAAUUGAUUCAACAAGUGAUUCGAGAGUUAGUAAUAGUAAUGUUGGUAAUGGUGGUAAAGACUCUGGUGGUGGUGAAGACUCUGGUAUUGAGUCAAUGGACGCUUUAAGUGAAAAAUCACCAAAUCAAGGUGAAUCACCACUUCAUAGACCAAUUACUGAAUCUGUUGGUCAAACUUCUGCUAAUAAAAUUAUAACACAAAUUGAUUUACCAUUACAAAACACAAGUAACAAGAACAACGUGCCUUCUACGACAAGUGAUAUGUGUUCAAAUGUUAAUUCGGAAAUUUUAAAACCCGGUGAUUAUGAUUCAAAAAUAUUGUGUCCAGUUACUAAUUUUCUUGAUACAAAUAAAAGUCAUGAAGAAAAAAGUCCAGAGCCAAAGUGCAAAACCAGUGAACCAGUAUCAUCAGAUGUUACAGAAAAAAUUGACAAUGAAAAUUUAAAUCAAUCAAUUUUAAAAGAAAGCAUUAUAACUCCUUCAGAUGAAUUAAUAAUUCCUGAUAAUAUAGAUGCGACGAUAGUGACUGAAAGUGUCAUUUGUGAUAGAAAAUUAUUAGAUAUGAGUUAUAAAGAAACUGAUGAUAAUGUUGUAAAUAAAACAAAUAAAUCUUUACUACAAAAUGAAAUCGAAAAACAAAUAGAGCCCGUAAAAUCUCAGCAGCCAUUGACAGAAAUAAAAACAGAUAAAAAUUAUGAAAUUAAAGAAAAAGAAGUCAUUAAAAAUGAUGAUACUUUAACAACGUCAAUAAUUGAUGACAAUAAAAAAACGAUUGAACCACCUGAAAAAUUGCCCGAAGUAAUAAAACUCGAGGCCAAAGAAUUGGAAAAUAAAGAAUCAUUUUUAUUAUCAUCAUCAUCAUCAACGUCAUUAUCAUCAUCAUUAUUAUCUGCUUCUCCUCUACCGCCUUGUUUACCUUCUUCUUCGUCUCCUCCUCCUCUACUGCCUCUUUCUUCUUCUUCUUCUGUAUCUCAUGCUGCAGAUAUUACAGAUGAUAAUAAUAAACAAAAAGCUAAUAAUCAUCUUCCUGAAAUAAUUGAUGAAGAAAAAGAAUCUAAAAUAAUUGAUGCAAUAGAAAAAAAAGUUGAAAUUGAAAUACAAGCUAAAGCUGAAGUUCCUAUUCAAUUAAAAAUUGAAAAAGAAACUACACCACCAUCAUUAAACAAUGAUAAUAUUAAAAAUGAAAUAAAGACUGAAGUAACUCCAAAUGAUACGAGGCAAAUUUCAGAUAAUUUGACAAAUGAAAAAAAAACAGAAAUUAUAAAAAUUGAGUCAACAUCAGUUGUGGAAGAAAAAGAAUUAGUCAAACCAUCAUUAACAACGGUGAAAAAAAUUGUUGAGCCUGUUACUUUAUCAACAAUAAAUGAAACAUCUGAACAAUUGUCAGUAACGAAAAAAGAAUUGCCCAAACCAAUAUCAACAACUGUAAAAGAUAAUGUUAAAUCAUCACCAAUAGCUACAACAAAAGAAAUAGUAAAAACUUCAACAAUUGUGAAAAAAGAAUCAGAUGAAAAUUCAUCACCAAUUGUAACUGAAACUGUUGAACAAAAACCAACAAUUGUUAAAGAAGUUAUUAAACCAACAUCACCAAUAAUAGAAAAAAUUGAUACAACUGCUGUAGAAAAAAUUGUUGAAACAACUAAACUACCAUUAAAUGAAACAAUAAAACCAUUAACAACAAUAAUUAAAGAAGAAAUUAAACCAGUAAUAACAACAAACGUAGUUGUUGAAAAAUCAUCAUCAGUAGAAGAAAAAAUUAAACCAACAUUAAUAGUAGCAAUGAAUAUUGUAGAUGAAAAAAUUAAAACAAAAGAACCAACAAUAAAAACUGAAGAACGAUUAGUAAAAAAACUAGAUAAAAUUAUAAAAACAGAAGAUACAAUAACAAUAAUAAAUGUUGAUGAUACAGAUAAAAAAAAUACAAAAAUUGGAAUAAAACGUGAAUUAAAAAAUGAUGAAUUAAAUAAAAAAUCAACAAUUAUUGAAAAAAAAGAAAAAGAAACAGAUAUAAUAAGUGUUCCAUCACCUAUUCCUGAUGAUCCACAACCAAUUAGAAUAACACCACCAUUAUAUACAUAUUCAAAUCCAGUUGUAUUAAAUCGUGAUGAUACACCAAGUCCAGCUGCUCAAAAUAUUGACAUUGAAAUAACUGAAGUUGAUAAUAUAAAACGUAAAAGAAGAAGAAAACAAGAACUUGAAGGACGUCAUGAUAUUUGUCUUGAUGAUAAUGAUGAUUCACAUUUUGUUGAAAGAUUAAAUCCAAUAAAUUCUGAUGAAUAUGUUAAAAGAUCACAAAAAUCAUUAUUAGAACAGUUAUUAAUUGAAAUACCAAAUGAUAAUAUUGAAAAAAGAUCAUUACGAACGAGAUCACAAAGAUUAAAUAGUCCUGAUAUUAAAACACCAAAAUGUAGUCCACAUGGUACUGCAAGUUGUAAAAUUAAUGAAGAAAGACGUAGUAUAUCACCAUUUGCUAAAGCAAGUCCAAAACUUGGUAUGCCAAAAUUAUCACCAAAUACAACUGGUACAACUGUAUUAAAAAUUGGUAAAAGAAAAAGACAAGAAAGUGAGAGUUCAAUUGCAUCAAGUACUGCUGAUGAUACACAAUCACGACCAGGAAAAAGAAAAUGUUCUGAAAAUGCUGCUGAACUUAUUAAGGCUUGUAUGGGUGUUGAAGAAGGAAGUCAUAUGAAAAAACAUAUUGGUAGUAAAGAAGAGCAAACAAAAAAAACUUAUAAUAUUUUGACCAAAGCAAAAAAAGUACCAGGUCCACUUUUGGUUGAUUUUGAAUCAUCAGAUGAUGAACCUGUCAUUGAUAUAUCAUCAAAAAAUAAAAUGAGACUAACAGAAGAAACAACAGCAGCUUCAUCACCAAAACUCAAAGAUCAAAAAGCUUCAUUGAGUACACCUGUGACAGGAAGUCAAUUAAACUCUAGCAAUGUAUCAAAUUUUAAUGUUUCAAAUCGAGUCCAUAGAGAGGGAAGAUUAUUAACAACAAAACAACCAGGUAAUGUUAAUGCAUUAUCAAUUGUUAAAGAAAGAUUACGUGGUACAUCAGUGUCAAGUAAUGAAUCAGUUGGUGAAGUUACAACAAGAAGAUCAGUUAGACAAAGUACUGUUUCACCAUUAGCAACACCAGCAAGCAAUACAAGAGGUGCAUCUAGAUCAAUGGAAGAUGUCAAUAGAAGAAAAACACGAAGUGGUGCUGUGACAGCAGAGACAGCUGAACAGGCGAAACGAAGACGAAUAUCACGAGAAAAUAAAUGACCUUCGGGAAGCGACCUUGACAGUGAUUAGCUACCGUCGCAGGUCAAGGCCAAAUACUUAUGGUUUUUAUGUCAAAUCUCGAUGGUUCAUUGAAUUGCCAUGUGGCUGGACCCCACCUGGUAAAUAUCCGUAUGUGUUUAGAAAAAAAAGAAAAUAAUUAUUUUUAAAAAACCCUUGACCUUAAAGAAACAAUUAAAAUUUAAAGAAAAUUCAAACAAAGUUAUAGUAUCCAAAAAUUAUAUAAAUAAUAAACAAAUGAAAUUACGCACAAGUUAAUAUUCAUUUGAAAAAAAAAAACAAAUUAAGACUAUGAAGAAAAAGAAAUGUAAAAAUAAUAAAUAAAAAAUAUAUAUUUAUAUUUAAUUAGAUUUGAAAUAUAAUCAUUAAAUAUAUUUUUUUUUAAUUUUAUUUUCUUUUUCUUUCAUAUUAAUCUUAAUUACGUGACUCAAGUUCAACUAAAAAAGAAAAAAAAAAAUAAAAUAAUGCAAAAAUUGUAUUUUUCAUUUAAUUUAAUUUAUUUGUUUUUUUUUUUUCUUUUUUCAAUACUCUGAGAAAAUACAUAUGAAACGUGGCAAUAAAAUUAAAAAAUUAAAUUUAAAAAAAUAUAAAAUUAUAAAUCAGAUGAAAAUAAAAAUAAUUAUGGCCGUGCAACUACUUGAUUGCAUGAUAGAUUUUUUUUUAUUUGUAUAAAAAAAUUAGUAAUUAAAAUGAAAGUGAGCAUGACUGUCUAAGUAACUGUCAAAAAAAAUAGAUUUUUAAAAAUUGAUUAAAAAAAAAAAACAAUCAUGAUGACUGGUGAUCUAUUGAAGAUUGCUACCGAAAGAUUUUGUCCGUUUUAUCACAAAUGUCUAUUUAUUUCUAUCUGUUUUUUUGUUUAUACCAAUUUGUAGUAUAUUUGUUUAUCCAUCUAAUCGUAUAUUUAUAUAGAUAGAUAUAUACUUUUGUUGUUAAAUAAUAUUGAAAAUAAAUUUUUGUUUUUUCUUUUUUCCUCAUAAUAUAUUAUAUUCUAAAAAGUGACUGUUAUUUAAAAAAAUAUUCUUGUGCGUAAAUAUUUUUCUGUCAAUAAUUAUUAACUAAUAAUGUCAUAAGUUUUGCAAUUAACUCAACAAAAUCUUUCGUCUCGAUGCUUUAAAUGUGGAAAAAAGCAAAGAUAAAUAAAAAAAUGUCUGUCGGGUUUAGGGUUAUAAUUUAUAUAAAAAAAAAAAAAAAAAACUAAUAAUGUUUUAUUCUAUUUAUAUUGAAGAAAAAAUAAAAUUAAUUAAAAAAUUUUUGACAUCAAAAAAUUGUGCAUAAAUAUACAAAUGAUAUAAAAAAAAAAAAAAAAAAAUUAAAAACAAAAUGAAUACAAUGUUAAUUUGAUAAGUAAUAUAUGAAUAAAUAUAUUUUGUAAAUAAUUUCUUGUAAAGAUUAAAUAAGCACUUCUUAUUGUACAUAUAAAAUGAAAAAAAAAAAAAAGAAAAAAAAAAACACAUGUGUUUAAAUUUUUAUUAAACUGAAAAAAGGAUAAAAAAAAAUAUUUUUUUUUUUCUAGUGCUUAGUUCAAAAAGAAAAUUCAUUGUGCAACUUUACUGUCAUUUUCAUUUAGUUUUUUCAUUCUUCAUUGUAUUCGUAAAAUUAUCUUUAUUGUCAUCUUCCUCUCUAGCACACAUCAAAUUUAAAAAUAAAUAAAAAUAUAAUUAUAUACAACAAGAAUCUAGUUUUGUAUUGUGUAUAAAAAAAGAAAUUUAAAAAAACAAAAAAAAAAAUCAUUAACAUUGUAAAUUAUACAUUAUAAAAGAAUUGUUCUUAACUAUCGGCUAUAGCCAUCCAAAAAAAAAAAUAUUAAUUCGUUUGAUAUUUGCGUUUUUAUAAAAUGCUCAACAACAAACAAUUCAAAGAAAAGCAAUCGUUAAUUUAAGAAAAUAUUUAGUUGAUUUCACAUAUCCGUGUUUUUUUUUUCUUCAUCACAAUAUAAAAUUGUUAAUUGAUUUUUUACACGAGAAAUUUGAUUAAUCAAUUUCAGGCACUGACGGGCAAAAACAAAAAUAUGA
Aphidius gifuensis is the source of this 10398-nucleotide messenger RNA. Its product is annotated as serine-rich adhesin for platelets-like. Gene Ontology annotation, biological process: positive regulation of transcription by RNA polymerase II. NCBI's taxonomy places the organism in Eukaryota, Metazoa, Arthropoda, Insecta, Hymenoptera, Braconidae. The transcript has 10 exons. Bases 512 to 8368 code for a protein of 2618 amino acids. Gene Ontology annotation, cellular component: transcription regulator complex; nucleus; histone methyltransferase complex. The record is from RefSeq and is a predicted model, not a curated record.